GCGGCGGAGCACACGCGGAAUCGGCGGAGCGAGUGCUGAGUCGGUGCCGCCGCCGGCUCCCCCCUCACCCGGGAGACGCUUCGGGGCCGCGGAGCCUUGUGGGGCCGCCACAAAAUGGAGGCGAACGGGAGCGGCAGCGGGAGCAGCAGCGACUCGGCUCCCGACUGCUGGGACCAGGCGGACAUCGAGCCGGGCAGCGGCGCCGGCCCGGGCUGCGCCCCGCCGGCCGCGGAGGCCGAGGCGCAGCAGGAGCUGCUCGGGGCGGCCUUCAGCCGGCAGCUGAACGUCAACGCCAAGCCCUUCGUGCCCAACGUCCACGCCGCCGAGUUCGUGCCGUCCUUCCUGCGGAGCGGCCCGGCGCCCGGCCUGCCGCCGCCCUCGCCCCCGCCCGGCCUCCCGCCGCCGCCGCCGCUCGGUGCACCUGUAGAGCCUUCUCCAGAGGAGCAGACAGCCUCUUGUGAAGGUUCAAAUGCUGCUGUUAACAUGGAAAUUUCAGAGUCUGUUGUGGAAAAUGGAGAGACAGAAAUGUCCCCAGAAGAGUCAUGGGACCACAAAGAAGAGCCCAGUGAAGCAGAGCUUGGAGGUGGCCCUGCAGGGGAUGCGGGGCCUUCUGAAGAGAGCGCUCAGGAAAUGAUGGAGGAGGAGGAGGAGAUACCAAAACCGAAAUCUGUGGUAGCACCUCCAGGUGCUCCUAAAAAAGAGCACGUCAAUGUAGUAUUCAUUGGACACGUAGAUGCUGGCAAGUCAACUAUUGGAGGACAAAUAAUGUAUUUGACAGGAAUGGUUGACAAAAGAACACUUGAAAAAUAUGAACGAGAAGCUAAAGAAAAAAACAGAGAAACAUGGUACCUUUCAUGGGCCUUAGACACAAACCAAGAAGAACGAGACAAAGGUAAAACAGUGGAAGUGGGUCGUGCCUAUUUUGAAACGGAGAAGAAACACUUCACUAUUUUAGAUGCUCCUGGACACAAGAGCUUUGUUCCAAAUAUGAUUGGUGGGGCUUCUCAAGCUGAUCUUGCUGUGCUGGUUAUUUCUGCAAGAAAAGGAGAGUUUGAAACUGGAUUUGAGAAAGGUGGACAAACAAGAGAACAUGCCAUGUUAGCAAAAACAGCAGGUGUAAAGCAUUUAAUAGUUCUUAUUAAUAAAAUGGAUGAUCCAACUGUAAACUGGAGUAAUGAAAGAUAUGAGGAAUGUAAAGAGAAACUGGUGCCAUUUUUGAAGAAAGUUGGCUUCAAUCCCAAAAAGGACAUUCAUUUCAUGCCCUGCUCAGGACUGACUGGAGCAAACCUUAAAGAACAGUCAGAAUUCUGUCCUUGGUAUAUUGGAUUACCAUUUAUUCCAUACCUGGAUAAUUUGCCAAACUUCAACCGUUCAGUUGAUGGACCAAUCAGGCUGCCAAUUGUGGAUAAAUAUAAGGACAUGGGCACUGUGGUCCUUGGGAAGCUGGAGUCGGGCUCUAUUUGCAAAGGACAACAGCUUGUGAUGAUGCCAAACAAGCACAAUGUGGAAGUUCUUGGAAUUCUUUCUGAUGAUGUAGAAACUGACUCAGUAGCCCCAGGUGAAAAUCUAAAGAUCAGACUGAAGGGAAUUGAAGAGGAAGAGAUCCUUCCAGGAUUUAUUCUCUGUGAUCUCAACAACCUUUGUCAUUCUGGACGCACAUUUGAUGCCCAGAUAGUGAUAAUUGAGCACAAAUCCAUUAUCUGCCCAGGUUAUAAUGCAGUGCUGCACAUCCACACUUGUAUUGAAGAAGUUGAGAUAACAGCCUUAAUCUGCUUGGUAGACAAAAAAACAGGAGAAAAAAGUAAGACACGGCCCCGUUUUGUGAAACAAGAUCAAGUCUGCAUUGCCCGUUUAAGGACAGCAGGAACGAUCUGCCUUGAGACAUUCAAAGAUUUCCCUCAGAUGGGUCGCUUCACCUUAAGGGAUGAGGGUAAGACCAUUGCAAUUGGAAAAGUUCUGAAACUGGUUCCAGAGAAGGACUAAGCAUUUUUCUCAAAGACCCCGCACAAUACUGUGAGGAAAAUCGACUCAGCAAAAGCCUACUUCACACCGCCGUCUUAUUUUCUGCCCAUUGAUAAACUUCUCCCCAUAUUUUGCAAAGACAAAUUUCACAGCAAAGGUCCACAUUAUGUCAGCUUUCUCAUAUUGAGAGCUCUGCUAUGCCACUGUUGAAUUUUCCCAAAAACAAUUUUUUUUUUCUCCCAAAUUCUGCUUCCUUGGAAAGAUUCGGCAAUAGCUUUGUAAGUGAUGUGGACAUAAUUGCCUAUAAUUAUGAAAAUCUAAAGGAUUUUUAAUGUUUAAUUUCCCCCAGCAUCUCUAUUAAGACCUCUUUUUUCCAGGCAGAUCAUUCAGAGUGUGCGAGUGUGUGUGCACAUGUUACAAAGAUGACUACCAUGUUAAUAAACUAUUCAAUUUGAAAUCUUUUUCGGUAUUGGAAUUGCUUUUGAAUAACGUUUUUUAUCCGGAUGUAACGCAGUUGCAUUAGCUUUUUAACUUCCCAGUAACCCAGAUAUUUGGUUACUUGGACUUUUCUAAACUCCUCAGCCUCCCCACACACACAGUUUUAAAUGAGGCAAUUGGGCACUCAACCAAGUUUGUAUUAAAAUAAUUAGGUUUGUCCCUUCCCUUUCUUGAAUGCAUUCUGAAAAUUAAAAAACAUUCAUGCAAAUGUGGCACCUUCAUUAGCUUUACAUUUGUUAAUAUCUUGAGCAAAUUUAGGUUGACCUAACAUCAUUACUAGACACAGGAAGUCAAUUUUGAAGGCUAGAACUACAUAUUGUGUCUUUAUAAAAAUUCAGCAUUAUUAAAUUCUUAACUGCAGAAAAUGCUAACAACCAGUAAAUCAGCGAAACUUGCAAAAAUAAGAGAAUCUGUGGCAAUAGUGCCUAUUAGUAUUUAUAAGAGCUACAUUUUGUGGGAGAACUGGGCCAAUUAAAAAGUGCCAGUUACAUAAAUUACUCAGUUCAACCUGUCUUUAAUUUAGAGGGCUGGAUAAUCCUUGCUGUUUUAAAGAUCAGUCUGAACUGAGAGGGAGAGAGACUAUUUAAAUCCCUAAGAGUUUGCACAUACCGAAAUAUGGGAGGGUCAGAAUCAAGCACAGUCUGUAAAUUUUUGCAUAUCAAAAAGCAAUGUAAGCUUAUGAGGACCAGUGAAGUUUUUCUUGAGAAAUUAAAGCAAAACUGGUUCAAAGUAAAGCUUACUCAGUACAACUUGAAGGAGCUGCAUAAUAAAACCCUAUUUAGCUGCACUUUGAAAAUGGACUGUCUGCAAUUGCUGUCCUGAUUCUAACAAAUUAGGAUGAAGGCUAAGGGAUUUUUUUUCAUUUUCCAGAGCAUUAGUAAUAAUUAUUAAAAGGUAUCUUCUGAGCUUCUUCAGAAUAUCUUAAACUAAACAUUCUCAGCUGUAAAAUUGGUGAGCCCCUCUUCUCCCCCAAAGAUUUGCAGUCUAGUGACUGUAUCUGAAUUGAAACUCAAAACUGAAACAGAUUUACCUUUUUUGGGAUUUUUUUUUUUGUUUUGUUUGUUUCUUUGUAACUGUGGAACUCCCAUUCAUUUCACUUACAGCUACAUUGUAUGGACAGAAGAAGUUAUUGUCCUUCAGUUUCAUAUGACUACACUUGUAGCUACCGUAAUGCAUGGAAUUUAAAUAAAUUUUAUUAUGUCUGCAAA
Messenger RNA from Melospiza georgiana, 3668 nucleotides. It is a transcript of the gene GSPT1, whose product is annotated as G1 to S phase transition 1. Lineage: Eukaryota; Metazoa; Chordata; Aves; Passeriformes; Passerellidae. Gene Ontology annotation, molecular function: GTPase activity; translation release factor activity; GTP binding. The record is from RefSeq and is a predicted model, not a curated record. Gene Ontology annotation, cellular component: translation release factor complex. Gene Ontology annotation, biological process: translation. The transcript has 15 exons. Bases 115 to 1983 code for a protein of 622 amino acids.